GAUUAGUCAAUAGUCGAUCUACACCGCCCUAGUCUGGCUCGGAUUAGAGUAGCAGUUGACGUCGGGUUUUUUUUCGUGCACAUUAAAUAAUAAUAAAAAAAACAGUUAAAUUCCAUUUAAUUUGAUAAAUUAAUAACACCAAUUCAAUAUAAACUCAGGAAAACUAAAAGAACUAAAUUCAUUGUUUUAAAAUUUAAGAACAACAAACAAACAUCGUCGUCAUCGUUUGGUUGUUUCCCUGUCAUCCGUCUCCCUUUGCUACAUAUAUAUUCUAAACAAAAGCCCAACAACCACAACAAAACCUAAUCAUCAUGGAUUCCGAUGAAGAUUCAUUUGAAAUGGAUUCUGGCAAUGUGUCAUCCGGUGAUGAUGAUGAUUUCGCCAUGGAUGUCAUGGAUGAAAUACCGCCAUCGCAUGAACGUCAAGCUGAAUCUGAUGAAUAUCAUUAUGAAGUUUUGACCACAGACGAAAUUGUCCAACAUCAAAGGGAGAUCAUCGAUGAAGUUAAGGGGGUAAUAAAGCUACAACCAACUGUCACACGAAUACUUCUAAACCACUUCAAAUGGGACAAGGAAAAACUUUUAGAGAAAUACUUUGAUGGUAACACAGAUGAAUUUUUCCGUGGUGCACAUGUUAUAAAUCCAUUUAAUAAACCUGCCAAUACCAAUAAAAAUAAGAAUUCAAAGGCCAACACAGCCGAAGAAUGCGAAAUUUGCUUUUCCCAAUUGCCCUCAGAUUCCAUGGCUGGCCUAGAAUGUGGUCAUCGUUUCUGUUUGAACUGCUGGCGUGAAUAUCUAACAACGAAAAUUGUUACUGAAGGCCUUGGCCAAUCGAUUUCAUGUGCCGCCCACGGCUGUGAUAUAUUGGUGGAUGAUGUUACGGUUAUGAAACUGGUACAUGAUGGUCGUGUCCGUGUCAAAUAUCAACAACUGAUCACCAAUAGUUUUGUCGAAUGCAAUCAAUUGUUACGCUGGUGUCCGUCCAUUGAUUGCACCUAUGCAAUUAAGGUAUCCUAUGUGGAGUCGCGACCGGUACGCUGUAAAUGUGGCCACAAAUUCUGUUUUGUUUGCGGUGAAAAUUGGCAUGAUCCGGUCAAGUGUCGUUGGCUAAAGAAAUGGAUCAAGAAAUGUGAUGAUGAUUCGGAGACAAGUAAUUGGAUUGCGGCCAACACCAAAGAGUGUCCCAAGUGCAAUGUUACAAUUGAAAAAGAUGGCGGUUGUAAUCACAUGAUUUGCAAGAAUCAAAAUUGCAAACACGAUUUCUGCUGGGUAUGUUUGGGCUCAUGGGAGCCACAUGGCUCAUCGUGGUACAACUGCAAUCGUUAUGAUGAAGAUGAAGCCAAAGCAGCACGCGAUGCUCAAGAAAAGUUUAGAUCAUCAUUAGCAAGAUAUUUACAUUACUAUAAUCGUUAUAUGAAUCAUAUGCAAUCUUUGAAAUUUGAAAAUAAGUUGUAUGCCUCUGUGAAACGUAAAAUGGAGGAGAUGCAACAGCACAAUAUGUCAUGGAUUGAAGUGCAAUUUCUGAAAAAGGCCGUUGAUAUCUUAUGCCAAUGCCGUCAAACUCUCAUGUAUACGUAUGUUUUUGCGUAUUAUUUAAAGAAAAACAAUCAAUCAAUGAUAUUCGAAGAUAAUCAAAAGGAUUUAGAAUCUGCGACAGAAACAUUAUCGGAAUAUUUGGAACGUGAUAUAACAUCAGAGAAUUUAGCUGAUAUCAAACAAAAAGUUCAAGAUAAAUAUAGAUAUUGUGAAAAGAGAUGUACAGUACUUUUAGACCAUGUGCAUGAGGGCUACGAAAAGGACUGGUGGGAAUAUUUGGAAUGACGAGAUAUUCAAGAACCGUUGCUAGGGCGAUAUGGUGGUAAUAAAUUGAAUAAAAGAAAUUCGUUAUAAUUCUGCAACAACAACAACAAAUCAAGCCAGCAGCAGCAUGCAGUGUAGAGCAAAGAAAAAAGAAAACAUGUAAAACAACCAAGCAACCAGAAAAAUAAUAAUUAACAAUUCAAACACAUUUUACUAUAUAUACAACAACAACAACAAAAAUAAAUAACAAUUAAAAAAACAAACAACAAAUUUAAAUAGUUAUAACAAAACCAAUAAAAAGAAAAUAAAGAAAACAAAAAUAAACACCAACCAGAAAAUAAAAUUUGAAGGGAUGUCGUCGUUUUUGGUCUGGAAAAUGGACAAAAGCAAAGAGAGAGAUCACUUGGAAGAUACCCAAAAAAAAAAGAAAUCAAUAAUAAAACAAAAUUAACUAAAUUUUAGCCUAAAGAUAACAAAAAAAAUGUUGAGAAAUUUAUUAUUCAUUGGAAAAUUGCUAUGAACCGAGAAUAGAGAGUAUUGUCAAUAAAACCAAUAAAUAAACCCCUAACCAUGACUCACAUGAAAAUUGCUUAGUAUUAACAUUUAAAAAAGAAAAAACAGAGAUAUAUUUCAAUUGAAAAGAUAUGAGCAAAUUUAUUUUGUUGCAAAAAACCCCCAAGUGAUUGAGAUUUUGUUGGUUGAACAAAAAAUAGGCAUCUUUUUCUUAAUGAAAAAAGUAAAGCAUACUUUUAGGCUAUCUAUGAAAUUAGUUUAUUCUUAAAAAAGCAAAUUCUUUUGACAAAACUUAAACCAUCUCAUAUUUUAGUUGUUGUAGGCUUCUACCACACACAGACACACACACACACAAGAAGAAGAAGAAGAAAAAACAAAGCUUUACAGUUCUCGUUUUUUUAGCCUCUAAAAAUGUCCUUUUAAAUUUUAAUGCCAAUAAUUUAUGGAAAUUUCUAUUCCCUUUCGCUUUUGCCCAUACAAAAUAAUGAAGCUAUUUAUGUUUUCACUUUCCGAACAUCAAUAAAAAUUUAAUUAUUUUUUUAAAGCAAUGAUUUAAAAAUAAAGUUCCCAUAUGUUUUUAAACUUAAACCUAUGAGAAUUUUUACUCCUGCCUCCUCCUUUUUUCAUUUCACAUUUUAUUUGUUAUUAGCCUACAUUUGAGAAUAUAUUUUUAACUAUCUUAUGGUCUGUUCCAGAACUACAAGAAUUUUUACUACGAUAAACGAU
Molecule: messenger RNA, 3038 nt
Organism: Musca domestica (house fly)
Lineage: Eukaryota; Metazoa; Arthropoda; Insecta; Diptera; Muscidae
Gene: ari-1
Product: E3 ubiquitin-protein ligase ariadne-1
Exons: 8
Coding region: 312-1820 (502 amino acids)
Biological process (GO): protein polyubiquitination; positive regulation of proteasomal ubiquitin-dependent protein catabolic process; ubiquitin-dependent protein catabolic process
Cellular component (GO): ubiquitin ligase complex; cytoplasm; nucleus
Molecular function (GO): ubiquitin conjugating enzyme binding; zinc ion binding; ubiquitin protein ligase activity
Source: RefSeq, a predicted model, not a curated record